CGGAGGAAGAGAGAGAUGUGAUUGUGCGUGUUUGGGACGAGAAAGCAGAGCACGGAGUGACCGACACCAAGACAAAAGUCCUCCCGCGGACGCAGCGUGCUCCUGUCACGUGCUGCCGUGGAUUUACACCCACAGAAAAGUAAAAGUGUCGUCGGAGUGACUUCUGUUCCUACUUUGUUUUUCCUCCUCUCUUUGCCUUUCCUCCCCCUCCGCCCUGCAUUCCGCGGAGCAGCUGUGUUUUAAUGCCCCUGCGCACCCGAGGAGGAGAGAAAGGAGAGAAGAGUGAGGAAGAAGAAGAAGAAGAAGUGAGAAGGCCUGGACACCACCCCUCAUCGCCCCUCGGGAGUCUGUGCUCUCUCCCCUCCUGGCCCUGCAUGGACGGGGAUGGGGAGAGCCGGAUGCUGUUGCCGCGGGGCUGAGCGCCUCGCCUCCCCGUCUCUGGUGCGCCGCUUCCGGCCACUGCUGCUGCUGAUCAUCGUUCUCUGCUGCGGAGCUCAAAUAGGUCAGUGCCAGGUUGCCACCCCUCAGUGUCGGAUCCAGAAGUGCACCACAGACUUUGUCUCUCUCACCUCCCACCUGACCCCGGCUGUGGAUGGCUUCCACACAGAGUUCUGCAAGGCUCUACGUGCAUACUCAGCCUGCACCCAGAGGACCGCCAAGUCUUGCAGGGGGAACCUGGUCUUCCACUCGGCUGUGCUCGGAAUCUCCGACCUCAUGACGCAGAGGAACUGCUCCAGAGACGGGCCCACGUCCUCCACGCACCCCGAGGUGGUGCACGAGCCAUGCAACUACCACAGUCGGACACAGCACGCACAUGCACACUCCCAUGCACACACGCACACUCACUCCCACACUCAUAUCCACUCCCACGGCCACUCUCGGCCUGGUUACCUGUUCUGUGGGCUCUUUGGGGAUCCUCAUCUGAGGACAUUUAAGGACAGCUUCCAGACUUGUAAGGUGGAGGGGGCGUGGCCUCUCAUUGAUAAUGACUAUCUGUCAGUGCAGGUCACUAAUGUCCCAGUGGUGCCCGGCUCCAGCGCCACAGCAACCAAUAAGAUCACAAUCAUCUUUAAGCCGUAUGAAGGCUGUACGGAGCAGAGGGUGUACCAGGCCGUUACAGACAGCCUCCCCGCAGCCUUUGAUGAUGGGACGAUCAGCAGCGGUGACCCCAUUCACACCUCUACAGGUGCAGACGGGGUGACCGGUAAAGUCCGUGCCCUGUGGAUCUCUGAACGCAGCCCAGGUCGACACGUAGAGCUGCAUGCCGGAUACAUAGGUGUAACUGUGAUUGUUCGCCAGCUGGGCCGCUACCUGACCCUGGCGGUGCGGAUCCCAGAGGAGCUGGCUCAGGCCUAUGAUGCUACCCAGGACCUGCAGCUGUGCCUGAACGGCUGCCCUAACGGAGAGCGGAUUGACCAGGCCGGGCACCUUCCCCUGCCUCUCUCCCCGCCUGCGCUUGGCCUGCAGCUUCAGCAGCUGCGUCGGCCCGGCUAUGCCUCACAGACGCAAGCGUCCCCCUAUGGAGCUGCUCAGGUUUUUGGGUUGGAGGGGGCAAAGGAGCGCUGUAAGGAGCAGCUGGACGUGCUGGACAUUUAUUUCCACUCCUGUGUGUUUGACCUCCUCACAACUGGGGAUGCUAACUUCACGGUAGCUGCAUACAGCGCCCAGAAGGACAUGGAGAGUCUUCACCCUCACCAGGAAAGAUGGAGGAUCUACCCUCGCAGCUCUGCGGGGUCCAUCCUGUGCUCUAGUUCUCCAGCUGUGAGACGGCUCGCUGUGCUCCUGCUAUGUGCUCUGAUCUUAGCACUGAUGUGAGGGCAGGAGUGGUGGGACUCCUGAAAGAGAGUGAUUUCUGCUGCACUCAUACCCGUCUUAUGGAGAGAGGAAAAGACAGGUUGGACAGUCACUGGGAACUUUAGUUUUUGUAAAGGUGUCAGAGCAAGCACAGGACAAACAAACUGCAUCUUUCCUGCAGAUUUAGUCCUCUUGGGAACAACGCAGGAUGUACCUGAGUGGGUGAAGAGAGUGUGGAUUUACACUCCUGACUGUAAAUAGCUUGUCUUCAGUGCACAGUGUAAUGCCGUAGAGGUUUUUUGUGACAUUUGUUGUGAUUUUUCUUUAAUACCUCAGACAGAGGAUGUUUGUUUUAACAGAAGCACUUUAUUUAGAUUUAUUUCUUUUUACAAAUCCAUACCAGUGUUUCUUCCUCACUCACUGUCUCCAUCAAAAUCACUGAUGGUUCACAUAAUGAGGACCAUGAACAAUUUGGCUUUUGAUCCUUUCAAAGUAAAAGCCUGUUGAAUGCAUGGAGCUGUGAUCUUUAUAAAAAUGAAUCAUCCUUUUAGUAGCUGAUGUGAUUCAGCGUCUCAUGUAACGUCAGUGUGUGCCGUUCUCUUUGAAUGUAUUAUGAAUUUUGUCAAAGCUAAUGCUUUACUUUUAUGUUGCUAUAUGAAUUAUUUUUCUCAGUCCUAAUUUCAAAUGAAUGAGUGCGUGUACGAGUGUGGAUGUGUUUUUUAUGACAGAAUCAUGUUGCAGGUGUUCCCACCUUUUUUGCCUAGAGGCUGUGACCAAACAGGCUCAGCGUGAUCUUUUGUUAAUUUGAGCCAAAGAAAGUUAAUUUAUGGCUUUUAAUGUACAAAAACAUUCACAAUUCACUGUGUAACCAGCACGUCUCCUCCUCACUAUUUGAAUGUUUCUACUGUUUCUUUUAAAUGUUUCUACUGUAAACCGUUCAUUCCUACUGCCACCAUUGAAGAGCUGCUCCUUAUUGGGAUAGACACAAAACACUGCAAACCUGCAGUGUGUUGUGGGAAAUGUAUGCUAUUUGAUAGCAGACCAUUCAGACUAUGAGCCUCUUUAACAUGUAACAUUCUGUAUUAUUACAUCCUGUUUGUUUGGCUGUGAGAGCUGGUUUUCAGUUUUUGGCAUCUUGUGAGUGUCAGUUUGGUGAAGAGUGGCUGAUCAAUGUUGAAAUACCUAACUUAUUUAUUAUCGUAGAGUCCUGUAGAGGAAGUGAAGCUCCAUAUUCUUGCUGUUGGAUAAUAAUUUAAAAAUGUCAGAUGUGAUUGUACUGCCACCUAGUGGUGCUCUGUUGCUAUGUCUGUGUUACUCAAGACGCUCAAAAAAAAAGAAAAAAAAUGUGUGCAAGUGUUUUUAUUUAAAAAAAACAAUAAAGUCAAAAUGGU
Messenger RNA from Cheilinus undulatus (humphead wrasse), 3185 nucleotides. It is a transcript of the gene rgmb, whose product is annotated as repulsive guidance molecule BMP co-receptor b. Gene Ontology annotation, cellular component: plasma membrane. NCBI's taxonomy places the organism in Eukaryota, Metazoa, Chordata, Actinopteri, Labriformes, Labridae. Bases 385 to 1815 code for a protein of 476 amino acids. Gene Ontology annotation, biological process: BMP signaling pathway. Gene Ontology annotation, molecular function: coreceptor activity. The transcript is spliced from 3 exons. The record is from RefSeq and is a predicted model, not a curated record.